GUAAUUUGGACAAAAUGAAUGAAAUCAGUGGGAAUGUGGACGAUAUUGUAAAUCAAAUGCGAAGGUUCACAUGGGUCGACUAUGUAGUGUUUGUGUUCAUGUUGGCCAUAAGUGCUGUUGUCGGAGUGUAUUGGGGAUUCAUGAAGAAACAAACAACGCAGACUGAUUAUCUUCUGGGCGGGAGGAAUAUGAAAGUAGUACCGGUUUCCAUGUCGCUCGUUGCAAGUUUUGUAUCCGGCAUAACCUUGCUUGGGUCCCCAACGGAAGUGUACAUGUACGGAACGCAGUACGCAUAUAUCAUCGGUGCGAUAUUCCUUAUGUCCGUGAUAAUGACACAAGUUUACCUACCUGUUUUUCAUCAGCUUAAGCUCACAUCCAAUUAUGAGUAUCUUUCAAUAAGAUUCGAUAACCGAGUUCGACUAUUUGGAUCGAUCUUAUUUGCUUUUACAUUGGUAGGAUGGCUGCCCAUUGUUAUCUACGUGCCAGCAUUAGCAUUUAAUCAAGUGACUGGAAUCGGCAUACAUGUUAUAACUCCGAUAGUGUGCUUAGUUUGCAUAUUUUACACGAGUGCUGGAGGUCUGCAAGCCGUCGUUUGGACGGACGUUAUUCAAAUAACGGCAAUGUUCGGUGCAAUGGCAAUUGUCGCUGUAAAAGGUACUAUGGAUGUUGGCGGUAUUGGCGUUGUUUGGCAAAGGAAUAUGGACAGCGGAAGGAUUGAAGCUCCCGACUGGGAUCCCAAUCCCCUAACGCGACAUACAAUAUGGUCUUUAAUCAUGGGAGGGGUCAUUUAUUGGCUCCAAGCAAAUGCUGUUAAUCAGACUAUGGUACAAAGAUACCUCUCUCUGCCUACACUGCGUGGUGCUAAAUGGGCAGUCUUCUUGUUUUGCAUCGGUAUAUCACUACUGUACUGUUUCUGUCUUUACUGCGGUUUGUUAAUCUACGCAAGAUUUCACGAUUGUGAUCCUCUUCAAACUAAGUUGGCGAAGGCAAAGGAUCAGUUAUUGCCUUUGUUGGUCAUGGACGUUCUUGGUGAUAUCCCUGGCUUACCAGGAGUGUUUGUUGCUGGCAUAUUCAGUGCAGCAUUGAGUUCUUUGUCGACAAGUCUGAAUUCAAUGUCUGCUGUGGUAUUGGAAGACUUCUACAAGCCUUUUUAUAGCAAGGAACUUUCGGAUAGACAAACAGCUUGGCUAAUGAGAGGAGUGGUGAUACUUUUGGGCGCGUUAUGUGUAGCUCUAGUUUUCAUUGUCGAAAAAAUGGGGACAAUAUUACAGCUCACAAUGACUCUAGAAUCAAUGACAAUGGGCCCACAGCUUGGGGUUUUUACUAUGGGAAUACUGAUGCCAUGGGUCGAUGCUACGGGAGCCCUGGUAGGUGGAGUCAGUGGACUCAUGAUAAUGUCAUGGUGGUGUCUCACAGCACAGCUAUCAAUCGCCCGUGGAGAAAUAACACAUGCUCAUAAACCUUUAACCACCCUCGGAUGUCAUUAUAACUACACAGUAUUGGAAACAGUCGCUGUAAAUGUUGGUUUGGGCGAACAAGUAAAUCCUGUGCUUCGAGUUUCCUACAUGUGGUAUACUCUAGCUGGGGCAGUUGUCACGAUGUGUGUCGGAGCUGCUGUGUCCCGAGUCAAUAGAGCACGUGGGAAGCCUCAUUUACCACCGGCUCCAAACCUGCUCGCUCCACAAAUAAGAAGACUUCAUAAGGAGCCUCCGCACCCUACUGAAGAACCAUUCAUCCAAGCAUAUGGAAAUAGCAAGGAAACCUGUCUUAUUAACACUACCUCAAUCAACAUGAAGGUUAUCAAGGAAAUUGCAGAGAUCCGUUGAUAUGUUUU
Messenger RNA from Bombyx mandarina (wild silkworm), 1834 nucleotides. RefSeq names its product sodium-coupled monocarboxylate transporter 1. Gene Ontology annotation, cellular component: membrane. The record is from RefSeq and is a predicted model, not a curated record. Gene Ontology annotation, biological process: sodium ion transport; transmembrane transport. Gene Ontology annotation, molecular function: symporter activity. Lineage: Eukaryota; Metazoa; Arthropoda; Insecta; Lepidoptera; Bombycidae.